AUGAGCUUCCUAUCCUCGUUCCUCCCCAAUGGCCGAGUGGCUUUCUACCACGCUCCUAAAUCCGUCCUGCUUCCCCGUAAGAACCCCGGACCCGGUGACUCGAAAACUAUUUCUCUCGCGGAGCUCUGCAAAGCUUCAACUCCGUCAACAUGCCGGUUAAACCCUCUUCUAUUCAACGGACACUUGCAGACCGCGUGGACGGUGAUCAAGAACGACGACGUGCCCGUGUACUACAGGAGGUGGAGAUUUGAGGCGAAUAAUCCGAAUUACAGCGGCACUUUUGAGGUGGAUUUCGUGGUGCGUCCGUACGAUGUGGCUUCGGUCUCGCAGCAGUCGGACGAAAAUAGGGGCCUUCCAUCCCGCACGACAUUUUAUACGGAGAAGGAGUUUGCGGAACUACCAUCGGACGACAGCAAGCCGAUGCUUGUCGUCUUGCACGGUUUAUCUGGAGGCUCCCAUGAACUGUAUCUCCGCCAUGUGAUUGCGCCCUUGUUAGAGCAAGGAUGGGAGGCGUGCGUAAUCAAUUUUCGGGGUUGUGCAGAGUCCAAAGUGACCAGUUCCAUUCUCUAUAAUGCCCGCGCCACUUGGGACGUCCGGCAAAUGGUGAAGUGGCUGCGGAAAAUAUUCCCCAAUAGGCCGUUAUUUGGCAUUGGUUUCUCGCUUGGUGCUAAUAUUCUAACAAAUUAUCUCGGAGAAGAGGCCGAAAAAUGCGAGCUCAAGGCCGCUGUGAUUUGCUCGAACCCAUGGAAUCUCGAAGUCGGAUCACUGGCUCUGCAGCGAACAUGGCUUGGUUUAGAGGUCUAUUCCAAAACUAUGGGUGAUAAUAUGAAACGGCUAUUUGAACGGCAUGUUGCAGCUGUAGAGAAGCACCCACGUGUUGAUGUUGAACGAGUUAGAAACAUCAAAUAUCUGCAUGAAUUCGACAGGUUAGUUCAAGUUGUUCCACAAUACUUAAGACAAAGUGUCUGA
Molecule: messenger RNA, 969 nt
Organism: Uncinocarpus reesii 1704
Lineage: Eukaryota; Fungi; Ascomycota; Eurotiomycetes; Onygenales; Onygenaceae
Exons: 3
Coding region: 1-969 (322 amino acids)
Biological process (GO): medium-chain fatty acid biosynthetic process; medium-chain fatty acid catabolic process
Molecular function (GO): monoacylglycerol lipase activity; acetylesterase activity
Source: RefSeq, a predicted model, not a curated record